Molecule: messenger RNA, 566 nt
Organism: Calliphora vicina (urban bluebottle blowfly)
Lineage: Eukaryota; Metazoa; Arthropoda; Insecta; Diptera; Calliphoridae
Gene: Taf10
Product: TBP-associated factor 10
Exons: 2
Coding region: 32-442 (136 amino acids)
Biological process (GO): transcription initiation at RNA polymerase II promoter
Cellular component (GO): SAGA complex; transcription factor TFIID complex; nucleus
Molecular function (GO): promoter-specific chromatin binding; RNA polymerase II general transcription initiation factor activity
Source: RefSeq, a predicted model, not a curated record
CAUAUUUAAAGAAUUUGAAAGUGCAGCAAAAAUGGUCGUAAGUAACGAAGAACCUACAACUCCAUUGGAGUAUGUCCCCGAAGAAUUAGAACCAGCACCUGGCGAAGAACUUGGAGAACUUUUGCAGCACUUGGAAGAUUAUACGCCAACGGUACCCGAUGCUUUAGCUGAAAAAUAUUUACAUAGUGCAGGCUUUGAGGCAGUGGAUCCACGUAUUGUGCGCAUUAUAUCGGUGACCGCACAAAAAUUUAUAUCAGACAUUGCAAAUGAUGCGUUGCAGCACUGUAAGACACGGAGCAAUAGUCAGCACUCUGGAAGCCAUGGUUCGAAUAAGGACAAAAAGACAAAUAAAGAUCGAAAAUAUACCCUGGCUAUUGAAGAUUUGACACCAGCUUUGGCAGAUCAUGGCAUAACUAUGAGAAAACCACAAUAUUUUGUUUAAAUAUAAUUUCAGGCCUAUCGCUACGUGGUGACUUAAAGAGUUCUAAUAUUAUUAUAAGUUUAUUUGACAUUUUUUAUGAAUAAAGAAUACACCCGUGUAAUAGGAGUUUUCUGAAAUACUUAUA